AUGUCCACGUUAACCGGCGGCUUCCUCAACAUGGCGAGCCUGGCGGAUUUCGAGCCGCUCGCCGCCGUGAUUCCCGCCACUAAAGUUGAGAUCACCGUGUCGUGCAGAAACCUCUUGGAUAGAGACACCUUCUCCAAAUCUGAUCCAAUUUGCGUGCUGUACACUCAGACGGUGGCCAACAGGGAGUGGCGAGAGUUUGGCAGGACAGAAGUCAUCGAUAACACACUGAAUCCAGACUUUGUGCAUAAGUUCAUCCUGGAUUACUUCUUUGAAGAGAGGCAGAAUUUACGCUUUGAUCUAUACGACCUUGACUCGAAGAGUGAAAACCUGUCCAAACAUGAUUUCCUGGGUCAGAUGUACUGUACUCUGGGUGAGGUGGUCGGGUCUCCAGGCAGUCGCAUGGAAAGAUCACUCAUAGGCAUCCCUGGGAAAAACUGUGGAACUGUUAUUGUGAAGGCGGAAGAACUUGGAAAUUGCAGGGAGUCAGUAUUGAUGCAGUUUUGUGGCAACAAACUGGACAAGAAAGACUUUUUUGGGAAAUCAGACCCUUUCCUGGUGUUUUACCGUAGCAAUGAAGAUGGAACAUUUACCAUCUGUCAUAAGACCGAGGUGGUGAAGAACACGCUGGACCCUGUGUGGCAGGCCUUCAAGAUCCCGGUCAGAGCGCUGUGUAAUGGGGAUUAUGACAGAGCAAUAAAAAUCGAGGUGUAUGACUGGGACAGAGAUGGAGGUCAUGACUACAUUGGCGAGUUCAGCACCAGCUACAGGGAGCUUUCCAAAGGCCACACGCAGUUCACUGUGUGGGAGGUGCUGAAUCCCAAGAAGAAGAAAAAGAAGAAGAAAUACCUGAACUCAGGAACCGUCACUCUGCUGUCCUGCUUCAUCGACGUCGAGGUCACCUUCCUGGACUACAUUAAAGGAGGCACUCAAAUUAAUUUCACGGUGGCCAUUGAUUUCACUGCGUCAAACGGCAACCCUUCGCAGCCUACCUCUCUCCACUACAUGAGCCCGUAUCAUCUGAACGCAUAUGCACUGGCGCUCCGAGCCGUGGGGGAGAUUAUUCAGGACUAUGACAGCGAUAAGCUCUUCCCUGCGCUGGGAUUUGGUGCAAAACUGCCACCCGACGGCCGCGUGUCCCACGAGUUUCCCCUGAAUGGAAACCCAGAUAACCCAUACUGCAGCGGGAUUGAGGGUGUUCUAGAGGCGUAUUACCAGAGUCUGAAGUCCGUCCGACUUUAUGGACCAACAUACUUCUCCCCUGUCAUUAAUCAUGUAGCAAGAUAUGCCUCUUUAGUGAAGGAUGGUUCAGAAUACUUCAUCCUCCUCAUCAUCUCGGAUGGGGUCAUCUCCGACAUGGCUCAGACGAAAGAAUCCAUCGUUAACGCCUCCAGUCUUCCCAUGUCAAUUAUAAUCGUCGGAGUCGGGCCGGCUGAAUUUGACGAGAUGAUUGAACUAGACGGGGAUGAGGUCAGGAUAUCAUCCAGGGGUCGCUUCGCUGAGAGAGACAUCGUACAGUUUGUUCCCUUCCGCGACUACAUCGAUCGCAGAGGAAAUCACAUCCUCAGCAUGGCCCGUCUGGCCAAGGACGUUCUCGCGGAAAUCCCAGAUCAGUUCCUCCAGUACGUGCGAAGCAGAGGCAUCAAACCUCAGCAUUCGGCCCACUCCACCAUCUCCAAACCUCCGGCGAGCCUCGUCCACCCGAUCCACCCUCUGCAGACGCAGAUCUGAGCUGUUACACAAAACCGUACAUGCUUUCUUU
Molecule: messenger RNA, 1759 nt
Organism: Danio aesculapii
Lineage: Eukaryota; Metazoa; Chordata; Actinopteri; Cypriniformes; Danionidae
Gene: cpne8
Product: copine VIII
Exons: 20
Coding region: 1-1728 (575 amino acids)
Biological process (GO): cellular response to calcium ion
Cellular component (GO): plasma membrane
Molecular function (GO): calcium-dependent phospholipid binding
Source: RefSeq, a predicted model, not a curated record